AUGACCACCUAUAGUCCCGAUAACGAUGAGAAUGAUAUCGGUACUGACACCAGACUUCCUCUCAAAUUUGAUUCUUCGUUCACAACCCAACAACUGGAAGAUGCUCUGUGUGGCCCGAUUUCCUUUUCAGUGAGGGAUGAAGAAGAUGAGGUAGAAGACAAAGACCUCUGGACCAAAUGGACUUCACUUCAGACUAUCCCAUCUGGAUUAUUAUUAUCGUCUUAUCCCGUCUCACAGACAUUGAUAAGUCCCCCACCUUCACCAACCAGUAUCAAACGAUCUUCCACUGGAUUCUCUUUGCCCAAAAGACUAACUUUUGGUCGAACUGAUUCCAUGGCAUCCCUAUCAUCCGCUUCGGCAUCACCGACAACGCCAAACAUGCUUCGUCGUUUCAGUGGUCUAUCUGGAUAUUUCGGUUCACAAACACAAACACAGCCAAGCCCAUUGCCAUCGCUUCCUACAGGUUUAGAAGAAGGUAUGCCAUUGGAAUUUGAUAUACUCACAAGGUUCGAUCCUCGUUUUAAUGUCCCUCCUAAAUUACGCAAGAGUUUGAAACAUGAAGGAGAGGACAUUACCAAGCUUACAUAUGACUUCUGGCCCCGACAGCCGAAUGUACUUAGUAAAGAAACGAUCAUCCAAGAGAAUGGUCUGGCCGGUAAAGGGAAAGCGAAAUUUAGUUUGGAAGAAUCAGGUUGGACGCGUGCGAUAGUGUGUACGACUGUCACCGGUACGUUGGUACCCACGAAUCAUAAUGAAUUGUCGGCGGUUAUUGAUGUGUUCUCUAUGAUCAGGUUAAGAGUGUCGGAUGGGAGGGCUUUCGAAGAAGAUGAAAUAGGCAAAAUUCCCACCGGGGAAGAUCAAUUGACUUUAUAUAGAGCUGUGGAGGAGUAUACGGAUGGACUGUCAAGAGUACGAGAGGAUCACGAGAGUCGUAAAUCCCGUAAGAAGAAUAGACCUUCUAUCUAUCAGAGGAAGAAUAUGUGUUCGUUGUUGGAGAAUGAGAGUGAUGAUAAUGCUCAGUUUGCUAGACCUGCUUGUAUGACAUCUUAUAUUGAAAGACGUGUCAAGGUGAUUGAGUGA
Tremella mesenterica DSM 1558 is the source of this 1080-nucleotide messenger RNA. RefSeq lists its product as uncharacterized. The coding region runs from base 1 to 1080 and encodes 359 amino acids. The transcript has 2 exons. Lineage: Eukaryota; Fungi; Basidiomycota; Tremellomycetes; Tremellales; Tremellaceae. The record is from RefSeq and is a predicted model, not a curated record.